UGAAGUUCGACGUCUCCAAGUCUCAUCAUAUAGGUUGUUUAGUAUCCACUCUCAAAGCCUCAACCUCAGUCGUGAAAUCCCAAUCGCAUACCAAUCAUGGCAUCACAAGCCGCGGCAAAAGUCGCUCAAGCUGCUAAUCGUGUUGUUCCUGUUAAUAAGGUAUGAUGUUUAAUCUCCUUCCUCUCCUUCUCCCCCAUAUCCCAUCCUCUCCUGCCCUCAAUCGCCCCAGCUCAUCACGCCAUAUAUAUAUACAUCCUAACCCGCUCACUUACACAGAAAUACACCGUCCAAAGCACCGGCAUCUGGGAAACCAUCCGUCGCGUCUUCGCCGUCGAUCCCACCCGCUCUAACGGUGUCCCCCUCAACCCACAAUUCCGUAAUCCCCCUCCCGGAUCCAACGAACCUUUUUCUUUCAUCGACCCGGUUACGUUCCCGGCGGGCGAUAUUGCUGAAAAUCCUUACUGGAAGAGAGAUUCAAGGAGGAGUUAUCCACAGUUGAGUUUUGUGAAGCAGGGGGAUGUGGUGGGUUUGUUGAGUGUGGGGAGUGAGGCGAGUCCGAGGAAGGAGUUGAUUGGAGAGGAGGGCGGGAAGGAGUUGGUUAGAGUUGCGGAGGUGGGGGAGAGGGGUUUGGCGGCUUUCUUUGAGGGGGGUGAUCGUGAGGGGAAGGCUGCGUUGGAGGUUUUUGGGAAGGGGGGGUUGCCUCCUACGCCUAGUGGGCUUAGUUUGAGGGAGGGCGCGGAUAAAUAUAAUUUGACGGAGGAGAAUGCUUAUCCUGAGCAGUAAGUUGCUUUUUCUUUUUUCGGGGGUUGCAUUCGAUUUGCUUUUCGGCUUUUGGUAAUACAAUAUUUGUACAUGAUAGCUAACUGAACUAGAUAUCCAUGCCGGACUUUCAAGUAAAGGGUCUUCAGUCUUUCGUCUUUAUCUGAAGAACGGUAGGUAGAAGAGAGGCAGGAAAACUUGUACAUACGCUUAUGCAGAAAUGGUGGAAUAGAAGUUGGGGAACUUACAUGGCAUCGUUGCAUGGCACGUUAUUCUCAUUGCAAUACAAUGCUCCGCGUGCUUGGCUCAUGAAAGCAGUCAACCUCAUUAUGGAUGGAUUUGUGAAGAAAUUUCACGGGAGACAUCAAGCUCAUGCUCAAUUAUAGCCGCGGAAAUGAAACACGGCUUAUGAAAGAUUAAGUGUUACAGUUUACAAUUUACGUGGGUACAUACUUGACUCGAGAAUCUGAACGGAGUAGUGC
Molecule: messenger RNA, 1241 nt
Organism: Sclerotinia trifoliorum
Lineage: Eukaryota; Fungi; Ascomycota; Leotiomycetes; Helotiales; Sclerotiniaceae
Source: the annotation of a GenBank genome assembly